GUCCUUCGCUGAUUCAGGGGGAGUUGGAGGAUGAUGCAACCAUCCACGCUGUUCUUGAACACAAACCUGAAUUUCCCGCCAAAAUUUUUUAGAUUCGCGCCAUCUAAGCCAGCUUCUCUUGGAAACUCUAUCUGUCGUUGUCCGAUGACUAGUUUCGGCGGUUUUAUAGUGAAAUCUGAGAUGGGUGGUGGUUCUUCGAUUGGUGGAGAUGGUUUUCGGACUUUGUUAGAUUGUGUGGGAGGGGAAAACGUAGGAGACGAUCUGGUGGUGCUGUUCGCUCAUUUACAGUACGCUUGCAAGAGAAUUGCAGCGGUUGUGGCGUCUCCCUUCAAUUCGGAGCUCGGGAAGCGUGUGGGACUAACCGAUGGAAGUACUGCCCUAGCUGCAUCUGUUGGUGCUGGUAGAGACACUCCAAAGCCACUGGAUAUUGUUUCGAACGAAAUUAUCUUGUCUUCUCUCAAAAGUUCUGGUAAAGUGGCUGUCAUGGCUUCAGAAGAAGAUGAUGCUCCGGUUUGGAUAGCUGAUAAUGGCCCAUUUGUAGUGGUCACUGAUCCUCUUGAUGGUUCUCGGAACAUUGAUGCUUCCAUUCCAACUGGAACAAUAUUUGGCAUUUAUAACCGUCUUCUGGAGUUGGAUCAUCUGCCUACGGAGGAGAAGGCCCAGCUUAACUCGCUCCAGAGUGGAGCAAGGCUUGUAGCUGCAGGUUAUGUUCUCUACUCAUCUGCCACCAUAUUCUGUGUAAGCUUUGGUUCAGGAACACAUGCAUUUACUCUGGAUUGGUCAACUGGAGACUUUGUUCUUACACACCCAAGCAUAAAAAUUCCUCCCCGAGGGCAAAUCUAUUCUGUAAAUGAUGCCCGGUAUUUUGAUUGGCCUCAAGGUUUAAGGCAGUACAUUGACACAGUUAGACAGGGAAAAGGGAAGUACCCAAAGAAGUACUCAGCCCGUUAUAUCUGUUCUCUGGUUGCUGAUCUCCAUCGCACUCUGAUGUAUGGAGGGAUAGCAAUGAAUCCAAGAGACCAUCUUCGUUUAGUUUAUGAAGCAAACCCUCUUAGUUUCAUUGUGGAACAAGCUGGAGGUAGAGGAUCUGAUGGUAAAAGUAGGAUUCUUUCACUCCAACCAGUUGAGCUGCAUCAGAGACUUCCAUUAUUUCUGGGGAGUUUGGAGGACAUAGAAGAGUUAGAAAGCUAUGGAGAUGUCCAACAGAAGAUAAACCCUGGGUAUGAAGUUUGAUGCAGUACUUAUCUACUGAUUAUUGAAAUAGAUAAAUAAACCUUGAACAUUUUACUGUUCAAUACUGCCAUUAUCUGUUGUAGAAUCAAGAUGUUGCAAAUUUUAAUGUAUUUUCUUAUCUUGAGUCUCAUCAAUGAAUUAUUU
Telopea speciosissima is the source of this 1377-nucleotide messenger RNA. RefSeq names its product fructose-1,6-bisphosphatase, chloroplastic. Lineage: Eukaryota; Viridiplantae; Streptophyta; Magnoliopsida; Proteales; Proteaceae. The record is from RefSeq and is a predicted model, not a curated record. Gene Ontology annotation, cellular component: cytosol; cytoplasm. Gene Ontology annotation, biological process: gluconeogenesis; fructose metabolic process; sucrose biosynthetic process. The transcript is spliced from 3 exons. Gene Ontology annotation, molecular function: fructose 1,6-bisphosphate 1-phosphatase activity. The coding region runs from base 31 to 1233 and encodes 400 amino acids.